AUGUCAUCAGGCGGCUCAGACCCCGACCAAGCGGAAGACACGACAGUCCAGGAAGCUGGCCCGGAUACUUCUAAACACUUACUGCCCAUUUCCGCAACGGACAUUACACCAGAAAGCCGCCAUGAGACGCCUGACGUCUUUGAACCAAAAGUUCAAGAUACUACCUCAGGAGAUGUCGGCAUCGGCCUUGACCUGAAUGAGGGACCAAUUCUGAGUGAGGUACAAAGCUCUCUCCAUAAAAUUAGCAAUGGAGUAGAAGAGUUGGCCACAACAGUCCAUGACCUCCUGGGUCUCUCAGACUCCGAUGACUGCGAUUAUUACGGUCAUGACACCGAUGGUCGAGGAGCAUUUUCAUGGCGCAAUUUCAAGAUGAAUGCCAAAUGGCGACGACGACGUCGGCGAGGAUCGUCGAGUGUGCAAGGAGAUGCUCAAUCGGCGAAUACAAACGACGAGGCGGAAAACAGUAAGGAAGGCUCCAAACCCACCAAAGAGAUCAUACCUGAGAUCAGGGAGUGCAAUCUCGAGCAGUUCCAAUCACGAGAAGCGGCGGACGGGCAUAAGUUGUACUGCGUCGACAUCCUGGUGGCAGGCGAUUCCCUUGACGAGGAUAUAUUGCGUUUCAGAGAGACCAUAGCUAAGAUUGAGUCCGGAAGCAUUCAAUCUUGGAAGCCGGACCACAUACCAGAUCGGACAGAGGCGCCAAUCUUCGAAAACACUGGAAAAAAAUGGAUUCGACGGAUCAGGAUCAACUCUCGAGUUGUGCUGCAGAUGUUGCGACACAUUUGUCCUCAAUUGAAAGGACACCGGGGUCGGCCGGCUAUCUUCCAUAGGCCGUUCCAGCUCCUAGUUACCUUGCACGAGGACUUGAGAGAGCAACUGGCCAAUAUGAAAAGACCAGCCUCCGGUGGCCGCAACGAUGGAACGGACACAGCAGAUUCGAAGGCGUGUGUGGGCUUGAGCACGUCCCGGAGUCCAAAUUGGGACGAUCGGAUCCAGAAGCUUUGCGAAAACAAGGACGCCCUUGACGAGCUAGCCUGUUUUGUGGACUUCAUGGAAACUCAAAUCAUGCCUGAUUCACGACGAUAUAGAGAUCCAUCUGAUCUACCAGAAACUGUUCGGUGGGAAGAUCUCUGGUAUCUCUUCAAGCCUGGCGACUUGAUCUACGUCAAUCGCGAUAUAUUGGGUCACGAUUCCUUCACCACAAGUGUACAUGCACAACAAAUUCUACGUGUCACACACUCCUCUCUGACCAACACAUCUUCCGACAGAGGGCCUAUUGGAUUCGGAGGAAUGCAGCAUUUCUCUUUUCUCGGGCACUUCAUUGAAUUCAACGGAGUUUCUUAUGUGCCCAUGUUUUAUAUCUUUCGCUCCAUCGCCCGAUUUCGAGGCCAGAUAAAGGUGACGGAUUUGCCUACAUUCCCAGUCUCUUACUUGAAAAAUGACCAGAUUUUAGCACAAGCAGUAUCAGAUGGGGAAACAUACAUCAGCCUGAUCGAGGGACGUUCGGGAUUCUACAGUGGCUGGACACAGACAAUAAGCCCAUUUGGGGAGCGGCUGACAGAGCAAUCAUCGGGAACCCGACACGCGAGCCCCGAACACAUCGAGAGCGACAUCUUAAUUGACUUUCAGGAAACUUUCAACGCGUUUCCAGAUUGGAGGCCCAGGUCCUACCAAAUAAUGGCCGAUGAGGUGGAGAAAUUGGGGACGGAGGUGUUCAGGCUCGAACGAUCCGAUCUCCCCGUACUAGAAUGGGACAGACUGGGAAAAACAAUCCACGACGACUCCGACCAAGAGCUGCGCAUAGAUUACACCGAAUUGGUUGAAGCGAAGAGGUUCAUUUCUGAAGAUGUGUUGCGGCAAUUCAAAACAGAGAGACCAACCCCGACUGGUCAAUACCUCGCGUUAUUGCCAAGACGCUUUUUCGCAUACGCUGUGCUUGAACGCAAAUUUGUCCAACUGAAUACCCGCUUUGUUCGCAAUGCAGAUGUCGAAGCGAACGACAAAGCUUUCGAGAAGCUGGAGAUUGACCGCAAUUACAAAAGGCUCAUCCUCUCACUUGUUAAGUCUCACUUCGACAAGAUCGAGACUGAGAAGACAACAAAUGUCGAAAUCGAAACCCAAGAUUUGAUUCGAGGGAAGGGAAAGGGCGUUGUCAUUCUUCUACAUGGAGUUCCAGGUGUUGGCAAGACGGCAACAGCAGAAGCAGUUGCGCUCAAAUGGAAGAAGCCUCUGUUCCCAAUCACCUGCGGAGAUCUAGGAUACACAGCUGAGACGUUGGAAAAGUCUCUACAUGAAAUCUUCCGAUUGGCUCAUCAUUGGGGAUGCAUUCUUCUACUCGACGAAGCCGACGUCUUCAUCACACAAAGGGAGAGACAUGAUUUGAAGCGGAAUGCUUUGGUGUCGGCAUUCCUCAGAGUCCUGGAGUACUACAAUGGCAUCAUGUUUCUCACAACUAAUCGAGCAGGUGUCUUGGACGAGGCCAUCAAAUCAAGAGUACACUUGAACCUCUAUUACGACCAUCUUACUGAGGAGCAGACCGUGGCCAUUUUCAGGCAGCACAUCCAACGUCUCAGGGACAUCGAGAAGCAGAGAAAUCCAGACGCAAAUGAUCAGAUCAUGGUCCUUCACAAGGAGAUCAUUCAGUUUGCUAAAGACCAUUUCAAUCAUCGUGACAACCACGGCUCGGGCAGCAACUUUGGCAGGUGGAACGGGAGGCAAAUCAGGAAUGCAUUCCUCAUAGCCUCUUCUCUUGCUCACUAUGACAGUGAAGAUGAGGGCGAGGAUGAAGACAACGACGAGUUGGCAGAGCCAGGAAGAAAGAAACAGAAGCAACUCGGUCGCAGCCAGUUUGAGGUCGUCGCUCAGACCACUCUCAUGUACGACCAGUACAGAGAGGCGGUUCACGGCAAGUCGGAUGAGCACGUCGCUUUCGAAAGGGAGGAGAGGGCCAUUUUAUCUCAAACCAGGCCACCCACACCAGUCCGGAUGAAGAAUAUCGGCAAGGGCUUUGGUUGA
This is a messenger RNA of Diaporthe citri, 3015 nucleotides long. RefSeq lists its product as uncharacterized. The transcript is spliced from 2 exons. Gene Ontology annotation, molecular function: ATP hydrolysis activity; ATP binding. The coding region runs from base 1 to 3015 and encodes 1004 amino acids. The record is from RefSeq and is a predicted model, not a curated record. Lineage: Eukaryota; Fungi; Ascomycota; Sordariomycetes; Diaporthales; Diaporthaceae.